Molecule: messenger RNA, 979 nt
Organism: Hemibagrus wyckioides
Lineage: Eukaryota; Metazoa; Chordata; Actinopteri; Siluriformes; Bagridae
Gene: comtd1a
Product: catechol-O-methyltransferase domain containing 1
Exons: 7
Coding region: 111-839 (242 amino acids)
Molecular function (GO): O-methyltransferase activity; S-adenosylmethionine-dependent methyltransferase activity
Source: RefSeq, a predicted model, not a curated record
ACAUACAAUGGCCCUUCCCUCAUGUGUGUGUGUGUAUGUGUGUGUGUGUGUGUUUAAAUAAUGCUUGUACUGACUAGUCACCUGCUGAAAACACUGAAAAAAUCCUGAAAAUGAUUUUCAAGAUUAUUUCCUUUGUUCUUCUUUUUCUGGCAUUGGCAGGAGCAGGAACAGUAAGUCUUAUUGGCAAGAGUCACCAAGGAGACAGUCCUCUGCUCAAUUAUGUGGUGAAUAACUCUUUAAGGGCGCAUCCAGUGUUGACCAAACUGCAACUGAGAACAAUGGAAGAUUCCUGGAGCCGUAUGAUGGUGGCUCCAGAACAAGCUCAGUUCAUGGCUAAUCUAAUAAAACUGAUCAAGGGCAACAAAACCAUUGAAGUUGGCAUGUAUACAGGAUACAACGCCUUGAGUAUGGCUUUGGCUAUUCCCGAAGAUGGCCUUGUUGUGGCCUGUGAAAUCAAUGACGAUUAUGUGCAAAUAGCUAAGCCUUUCUUUAAAGAGGCUGGAGUAGAAAAGAAAAUUGACAUCCGUCUUCAAACUGCACUCAAAACCUUGGAUGAACUCCUUGCGGCUGGUGAAGGUGAAACGUAUGACUUUGUGUUCAUUGAUGCGGAUAAGAUAAAUUAUGAUAAUUACUAUGAGAAAUCCCUCCAGCUUAUUCGUAAAGGUGGCAUAAUAGCUAUCGAUAAUGUCCUUUGGGGAGGGAAAGUCAUAAACCCUGACAAGGAUGAUGUCACCUCCCAGACCAUUGACCAGCUGAAUAGGAAACUCCACAAAGACCAGCGUGUGGAUCUGAGCAUGCUCACUGUUGGUGACGGCCUAACACUGGCUAUUAAACUAUAAUCCUUUCCAAAAAAAAAAAGUGCCUCAUGAUAGCACUAUAUAAUUGUUAUUGAAAAUUCAUUAUAUUGUCAUCCUUCAGCAACUCAGUGAUCUCUUUCACUUCCUGUCUCAUGAAAUGCUGAAUAAACAGAACAAAUUCA